CUUUUGCUCUAAGAACUACCACAGGAACAUACCAGGAAAGCAGAAAGAAUUCACAGAUUCUUUGAAAGAAGCAUCUUGCCACUGCAAACUCCGUGAGACAGCCAAAAACCUCUGUACGAUUCUGUGACCGGUGUAAUCUGAUCAAGCCAGACCGCUGCCACCACUGCUCUGUCUGUGCUAUGUGUGUGUUAAAAAUGGAUCAUCACUGCCCUUGGGUUAAUAACUGCAUUGGAUUUUCCAACUACAAAUUCUUCCUUCAAUUCUUAGCUUACUCUGUUCUCUACUGCCUGUACAUUGCUACAACAGUCUUCAGCUAUUUCAUCAAAUACUGGAGAGGGGAAUUACCCAGUGUUCGCUCUAAGUUCCAUGUCCUUUUUCUUCUCUUUGUGGCCUGCAUGUUUUUUGUCAGCCUUGUGAUUCUCUUUGGUUACCAUUGUUGGCUUGUCAGCAGAAACAAAACCACCUUAGAGGCCUUCUGCACUCCAGUGUUUACAAGUGGCCCAGAGAAAAAUGGGUUCAACCUUGGCUUCAUCAAGAAUAUCCAGCAGGUGUUUGGAGAUAAGAAGAAGUUCUGGUUAAUACCUAUUGGUUCCAGCCCUGGUGAUGGACACUCCUUCCCUAUGAGGUCUAUGAAUGAGUCACAGAACCCACUGCUAGCAAAUGAAGAACCCUGGGAAGACAAUGAGGAUGACAACCAAGUCUUCAGUCUUUCUGAACUGACUUUUAUUUGCGGCAGUCACAAGCUGUAA
Molecule: messenger RNA, 749 nt
Organism: Piliocolobus tephrosceles (Ugandan red Colobus)
Lineage: Eukaryota; Metazoa; Chordata; Mammalia; Primates; Cercopithecidae
Product: palmitoyltransferase ZDHHC15
Exons: 8
Coding region: 180-749 (189 amino acids)
Molecular function (GO): palmitoyltransferase activity
Source: RefSeq, a predicted model, not a curated record